Messenger RNA from Peronospora matthiolae, 2139 nucleotides. The record is from the annotation of a GenBank genome assembly. Lineage: Eukaryota; Oomycota; Peronosporomycetes; Peronosporales; Peronosporaceae.
AUGCUGUCGCCUGCUGCUAGUGCAGGCGUGAGCUUGCUCCUCGUAGCAAUGAGCGUGCUGUUGUACUUGUCAGUACAGCCCCGCCCGUCGUCUGUUGACGCAGCUGCAAUUUCACGCAAGAAGAGGGCGAAGAAGAGCUCGAGCUGCAAGCCGAAGAGCGACCUGCCCCAGCCGUUGACGGUUCGCAUUUUGUAUGGCACGCAAACGGGCGUGUCCAAGACGAUGGCUGAGACGCUGCAGAAGUCGCUGUUUGCCUUGAACGUUGCCAACUUCCACUUCCAGACGAGCGUCGUGAACAUGAAGGACUAUGACCAGGACAACUUGGAGCAGGAGGCCAUUGUGGUGGCGAUUCUGUCCACCUGGACGCACGGCAACCCACCAGAAGACGCGCGUGUGUUUUGCAACUGGAUCACGGAUAUGACACAAGACUUUCGUGUGUCCAAGUCGUGGCUCAAUGGUGUCCCGCACGCCGUGUUUGGAUUGGGCAAUGCAGAGUAUGAUGAAGACUAUGCUACAGCUGCCAAGAACUUGGACCGUGACUUGAGUGAUCUGGGCUCGCCGUCACUGGUAGCGUUGGGUCUAGGUGAUGAUAACGUCGAUCAGUUCAAGCAGUUUGAUGUCUGGAUGGACAAUUUAAUUGCUGCCAUGUGCGAGUUCAGCUCGGAGAAGGCGGUAGCUGCGCUGAAAAAAGAUGGGAAUGGGGUGAAGGAUGCUGACAAAGCUGGCAAGAAGGAGUGGCUGUCGCAGAACGAGUUUCGUCGUUUGAAGAGAGCUGGGAAGGUGGAAGCAGCCGCAGCGAAUGGUGAAAGCGUGGAGCCUAAUGAGGAAGACCGCAUGAAUGAACAGUUUUUGGUGGAUGAAUUGUCAGACGAGGAAGAGCAAAACGCGCAGAGGACUGGAGAUGAGGAUGGGAUGGUAGAUGUGGAGGAUAUUGGAAAGUCCAUGAAGGAGUCCGAGGCAGCGAACAUAUUGCGCGAGAUGGUGACUCCGAUGCAGCGCAAGGCGUUAACAAAAGAAGGAUACAAGAUCAUUGGUACACACAGUGCUGUGAAGCUUUGCCGCUGGACGAAGCACCAACUACGUGGACGUGGUGGCUGUUACAAGCACGCGUUCUAUGGAAUCACAAGCUACCAGUGCAUGGAGACGACACCGAGUCUGGCAUGCGCCAACAAGUGUGUCUUCUGCUGGCGUCACCACAAAAAUCCGGUUGGCCGUGUCUGGCGUUGGAAGAUGGAUGAUGCCGAAACGCUUGUGAAGGGCUCGAUUGAGCGCCAUCAAAGCAUGAUUAAGGAACUGAAGGGACUUCCUGGACUAAUUCCUGCACGAUGGGAAGAAGCUUUCACUGUGCGCCACUGCGCGUUGUCCCUCGUGGGCGAGGCUAUCAUGUACCCCCAGAUCAACGAGUUUUGCAGGCAGCUUCACAACCGUCACAUUUCGUCCUUCCUGGUUACAAAUGCUCAGUUUCCCGAAAAGAUUGCUGCACUCGAUCCGAUCACGCAACUUUACGUCAGUGUUGAUGCUGGCACCAAGGAAUCAUUGCGUGCUGUGGAUCGGCCGCUGUUCAAAGACUUUUGGGAGCGAUUCCUUGCCUGUCUGGAAGAGCUCAAGCACAAGGGGCAGCGCACAGUGUACCGUUUGACGUUGGUCAAGUCCUACAACAUGGAAGAGCUCGACAAUUACGCGGAGCUCAUCAACAUCGGCCAGCCCGACUUUAUCGAGGUGAAAGCCGUCACGUAUUGCGGAAAGUCAGAUGGUUCUAAUUUGACCAUGAAGAACGUGCCGUGGCAUGAAGAAGUGCGUGGCUUCUGCUCAGCUCUCUGUGGUCGUGUAAGCGGAGACUACGCGCUGGCGUCGGAGCAUGCACACUCGAACUGUGUGCUGAUUGCGAAGAAGAAGUUUAGUCGUGACGGAAUGUGGCACACUUGGAUUGACUUCCCUCGCUUCCACGAGCUCGUCACUAAGUUUUACGAAGACGGCACGCCGUUUACAGCCGAUGAUUACACGGCCCCUACGCCGCAUUGGGCAUUGUACGACUCGAAGGAGCAGGGCUUUGAUCCCGUUGAAACUCGCUUCCGUCGUACAAGAGAUGGGAAAGUCGUUGAGUUUGCCUACCAGUCUACCGAGUCGGGAUGUGGUUGA